AUGGCUGCAAAGGAGAAGUUGGAGGCAGUAUUAAAUGUGGCCCUAAGGGUCCCAAGCAUCAUGCUGUUGGAUGUCUUGUACAGAUGGGAUGUCAGCUCAUUCUUCCAGCAGAUCCAAAGAAGUAGCCUGCACAACAACCCUCUCUUCCAGUACAAGUACUUGGCCCUUAAUAUGCAUUAUGUGGGUUAUAUUUUAAGUGUUGUGCUCCUAACUUUACCGAGGCAACACCUGGUUCAGCUUUACCUGUACUUUCUGACUGCACUGCUGCUUUACGCUGGGCACCAAAUUUCCAGGGAUUAUGUGAGGAGCGAAUUGGAAUCAGGAUAUGAAGGGCCAAUGUACUUGGAACCUCUCUCUAUGAAUCGUUUCAUGACUGCUUUAGUAGGUCAGCUGGUGGUAUGUACGCUCUGCUCCUGCGUCAUGAAAACAAAACAGAUCUGGCUUUUCUCUGCUCACAUGCUCCCUCUGCUGGCACGACUUUGCCUGGUCCCUUUGGAAACCAUCGUCGUCAUCAACAAAUUUGCCAUGAUUUUCACUGGUUUGGAAGUUCUCUACUUUCUGGCAUCAAACCUUCUGGUGCCCUAUAACUUGGCAAAAUCUGCAUACAGGGAGCUUGUCCAGGUGGUGGAGGUGUAUGGUCUCCUGGCUUUGGGGAUGUCUCUGUGGAACCAGCUGGUUGUCCCAGUUCUUUUCAUGGUGUUUUGGCUUGUCUUAUUUGCUCUUCAGAUCUAUUCCUAUUUCAGUACACGGGACCAGCCUGCCUCAAGAGAGAGGCUCCUCUUCCUCUUCUUGACAAGUAUUGCUGAAUGCUGUAGCACUCCGUACUCACUGCUGGGCUUGGUCUUCACAGUCUCUUUUGUUGCUUUGGGAGUUCUGACUCUCUGCAAGUUUUACUUGCAGGGUUACCGAGCAUUCAUGAAUGAUCCUGCUAUGAACAGGGGAAUGACUGAAGGAGUCACACUCCUGAUCCUGGCUGUGCAGACAGGUUUGAUUGAGCUCCAAGUUGUGCAUCGGGCAUUCCUUCUCAGUAUUAUUCUCUUCAUUGUGGUGGCAUCCAUACUUCAGUCCAUGCUGGAAAUUGCUGAUCCCAUUGUCUUGGCAUUGGGAGCCUCAAGGGACAAGAGUCUGUGGAAGCACUUCCGAGCAGUCAGCCUCUGUUUGUUCUUACUCGUGUUCCCCGCAUACAUGGCCUACAUGAUUUGUCAGUUUUUCCACAUGGAUUUCUGGCUGUUGAUCAUUAUCUCCAGCAGUAUUCUAACCUCUCUUCAGGUGCUUGGGACACUCUUCAUUUAUGUUUUGUUUAUGGUGGAGGAGUUCAGAAAAGAACCAGUAGAAAAUAUGGAUGAUGUGAUUUAUUAUGUAAACGGCACAUACCGGCUGCUGGAAUUCCUUGUUGCUCUCUGUGUGGUGGCAUAUGGUGUCGCAGAAACGAUCUUUGGUGAAUGGACUGUGAUGGGUUCUGUGAUCAUCUUCAUUCACUCCUAUUACAACGUGUGGUUGCGGGCCCAACUGGGGUGGAAAAGUUUCCUUCUUCGCAGAGACGCUGUGAAUAAGAUAAAAUCACUGCCUGUUGCCACCAAAGAGCAGUUGGAGCAACACAAUGAUAUCUGUGCCAUCUGCUACCAGGAUAUGAAAACUGCUGUAAUCACACCAUGUAGCCAUUUUUUUCAUGCGGGUUGUCUAAAGAAAUGGCUGUAUGUGCAAGAAACCUGCCCUCUGUGCCACUGCCAACUUAAGAGCCCUUCACAGCUACCGGGGCUGGGACCGGAGCCAGUUCAACAGCCAAAUCCUAGUGCAGAGCAAAAUACCAGACCUGGAGAUGCAACUGAGCCCCCUGCUUUUGAACAUGACAAUGAUCUAAAUAUGAAAGGCAGCCGGAGCAAGAGCGAUGGACAGGAUGCUGAUGGGCAGGACAGCCUGGAGGCCUCUGCUGAGAUGGAGGGGUCUCAGAGCAUGGACAGUGACACAAGCCCGUGUGAGGCCAACCAGGGAGCAGCUUGUGCUGCAGAACUAAUUGCAGCCCCAGAGGGGUGCCCUGCUCGAGAUCCAAGGGUUUGUGUCCAGCUCUGA
Molecule: messenger RNA, 2070 nt
Organism: Cariama cristata (Red-legged seriema)
Lineage: Eukaryota; Metazoa; Chordata; Aves; Cariamiformes; Cariamidae
Gene: RNF145
Product: ring finger protein 145
Exons: 10
Coding region: 1-2070 (689 amino acids)
Cellular component (GO): endomembrane system; endoplasmic reticulum
Molecular function (GO): zinc ion binding; ubiquitin protein ligase activity
Source: RefSeq, a predicted model, not a curated record